Molecule: messenger RNA, 6183 nt
Organism: Doryrhamphus excisus (bluestripe pipefish)
Lineage: Eukaryota; Metazoa; Chordata; Actinopteri; Syngnathiformes; Syngnathidae
Gene: cep104
Product: centrosomal protein 104
Cellular component (GO): cilium
Source: RefSeq, a predicted model, not a curated record
ACAAAAACUCAAUUGACCACAAUCCCUUACGACAAGCUACUGCGCAUGUCCGCAAUUGGUUAUGGAGAUGAGACGUGACGACGAGCUGUCAACAUUGAGGUGAUGUUCGCGUAUAAAGUGAAGGGAUGCCCAGGAAAAUAGGAUUUAUUGUGGUCAGCUCUUCCAGUCAUGAGGACAACUUCAAUGCUAAGGAGCUCAUGGUCCAUGCACCCACCGUCCGUGGGUGGAGAUCCAGCAAGUUGUGCAGCUACCCUCAGCACAUCACCCUGCAGCUGGUGGAAAGAAGUCGGGUAAAGAAGCUGCAGCUCCUGGCCCACCAUUACCUGAUCCCAGCUAAAGUGGAGUUCCAAAUAGGGGACACUCUUCCUGAACCCAGCACUUCAGCAGUCGUUGGACAGCUUCGCAGACUUGGCUAUGUGUCUCUGUCGGACAACGAGAAGACCGGCUUCAAGGCCCGAGAGCUGAAAUCAGUCCAUGUAGAUGCUGUCGGAACUUACCUGAAGAUAACCUUCCACCAGAAUCACGUUAACCGUCACAAUCGCUACAAUCAGGUCUCUUUGGUGGCUAUCAAUGUGCUCGGUGAGCCACUGGAUGGCAACGCUUUUCACACCAUGCCAAGCAGAGAGCAGCUGAUCGAACACUACCUCACCAGCACUCAGCUGGAAGCUGCCUUGGAUGCGACCCUCGCAGGAAAAUGUAAUUCCACUUCACCAUUGGACGACCUGGCCUUUGACAUGUACCAGGACCCGGAAGUGGCCCAUAUCAUCCGCCAGCUGGAUCAAAAGAAGAAGGACAUGGUGCGCCAGGAGAGAUAUGAGGAAGCAAAGUAUCUGAAGCAGGCCAUCGCUGAUCUUCAAAAGGCCGGGGAGCAUUUGGCAAGAUUUGAUGUAGAGAAGCAAUCUGCUAUGGAAAAGGAGGACUAUGACCUUGCCAAGAAGAAGAAGGAUGAAAUGGAUGAGUACCGGCAGGGUGUCUACCAACAGCUGAAGGUCCACAACCUGCUGGAUAUGACAAUGAUCACAAGUGCAGCAGAACCGUCUCCAUCCCAGGAGGUUCCUUCACCUCUCCGUUCUUCAGACCACCAGUCGCCCCCCGCCAAACCCUUUGACACGAUAAGGAAAGGGAAAGCUUUCUCAAAAACGCCGCAGAGCCAUCUAACAGACUCUGACACAGUGUCGCCUAAGAGCAAUCCAUCUGACAUAACUAGAGCCUCAUCUACUCUACCAAAAAUAGAUGUUACCAGCUUGCCAUAUGAUGAGAUGCUGUUGCCAGCCCCUCAAAGGAAAGACCAGCAGCCAGUGGAGGACAUCCAGAGUCCUGUAAUGAAGCAGUUCCUCUUACACGACACCCAAAGGACUCUACCUAGCCCUGAGACCGGCGGAGAACCAGAACCUCUAUCGGAGAAGGCUCAAAGAGAGGCUGGGCUUCAAAUAGAAGUCUUUGGAGAGAGUCUGGUUGCAAGUGCAUAUUCUAAAUCAUGGUCGAACAGAGAAGAGGCACUCCUGGCUGUGCACAAGAAGCUUUUGGAGGUAUCAUCCACGACUCCCAAGGAGGAGCUGAGGAACAUGAUAAGAGCUACAGUCUUCCUAGUCAAGAGAGCUCUCCUUGAGAAAGUUUCAUCUGUUUUCCAAGCCUCCUUGAAGUUGCUGUUCUUCAUGUUCAGCCAGCUGAUCCCAGGUUUAGGCCGGACUGAGGUGACCCACUGUUUGGAUCAAACUUGGCCCAAUCUACUGGCUAGGACAGGGGACUCGACUAGACGCCUCCGGUUCAACGCUAUCGCUUGCAUCCAGGAAAUUGCCGCUCUGAAGGAAGUUCGGGCCUUGCAGUUCAUCCCCACUGAGCUGGCGAAACCUUUCAAAUCCAACUUCCCCUCACGCCUGGCUCAGAGUCGGUUGGAGCUGCUUGAGAGUCUCCUGGUGGAGCUAGGCACAGAGAACUCUGGAUUCACCUUGGAGAAUGUAAUGAUGUUCUGCACUACAGCUUUGGAGCACAGCGCAUCCGCUGUUCGAGAGCAGGCGGCGCGCAUCAUUUUGUCCAUGUACAAGCAACACGGUGCAGCCGCUCUCGUUUACCUUCCACAGAGCAAUGCUGCCCGUAAGAACUUCCUUUACAAAACCCUGUUUGAUGGCUUUGCCAAGGUUGACGGAAAGCUGGUGGAGACUCAGUCUAUGAAGAAGGGUGGUGGUCCACUGGAUGGGCAGAAGGAAAAGGAGGAGAUCCACACUCUGCAAGAGCAGCUGGCUGCCUUGAAAGAGAUGACGGAGAGAGACAUGAGAAGUACCAAAGGCCAGAUAACGAAGAAAGAAUCACCUAAAGUUGAGAGGGUGUCUCAAAAGGCUGGUAAACCAACAGCAGCAAAAUUGCAACAGAACAAGACAGUGCACACUUUAAAUGUCCAACAAUCAAUCAAUUACCUGGACAAGUUGUGUAUUUUUUGCGGUAAAACUGAUGACUCCUUCACUGAAGAUGUAUUAGACCUUCACUACUGGAAACACUGUCCUAUGUUGCGACGCUGUGAUGAAUGCAGACAGGUUGUGGAGAUCGCCAGCUUCACCGAGCACCUACUGAACGAAUGUGAAAGCCGGUCCAAGUUCAGCCAGUGUCAAAGCUGCUUGGAGGCGGUGGCUACUGAAGAUCUGACUCGCCAUGUCCUGGGUACCACUUGUAACCCCCCCACUUCAGGUAAAAGCUUCAGCCACUGCCCUUUGUGUCACAACAACUUCCCACCAGGAGAAGAGGCCUGGAAGGCUCACCUCACGGGGAGCGAGGGUUGCAAACAAAACUUGCGCAGGACAGCGGUGUCCCAGAGAACCCAGCCAGUACAAGGCAAGGCAUUAUCCAGCACAAAGGUCACACAGACUUGGUCGGUGGGCGCCCAAGGGAGAGUCAGGCCUAUGGGGAGAUGCAGUCGAAUUCCAUCCCUUACACCCCCAGCUAGAGGACAUACACUGGGGAAGCGGUGAUCGUCAAACAGGGAGAAACAGACUUCACAUAAACUGGUGUGAAGUGUUUGCCCCCUUCCUGAUUUCUUUUUUGGGGGGGCAUGUUUGUCACACUUGAAUUACUCAAUGACACAACUGAACACAAAAUGCAGUUUUUAAAUUAAACUUCUAUUUUAUGGGAAGGAAAAAACAUCCAAAUCUACAUGGCCCUGUGUGGAAAAAGUGAUGACAAAGUCAAGUAGACAAAAAAAAAAGAUCCCCAAAACCUCGACAUCUUGUCAGCAUCUAGAGAAAUAAAGUAUUUUAGAUCUGUCAGUCUGGAAAAGCUCAAACUUCCUAAAGUUUUGGGACUCCUGCCAACCAUAGACAACAUAGAACAGUGGUGAACCUUCCAGCCAACCAACCUGUUUGUGACUUCAACUGCAACAAACUUAGGUUCUGCAGCAGACAAUGAUCCAAAACACCCCAGUAAGUCCACCUCUGAGUAGCUGAAGAAAAAGACUCUGGAGCGGAUUAGUCAAAGUCCUGACCUGAAUCGUAGUGAGAUGCUAUGGCUUGACCUUAAAAGGGGUGGACCUUGCCCGAAAACCCUUCAAUGUGGCUGAAUUACAACAAUUCAGCAAAGGCAAGUGGGCCAAAAUGUUACAAUUGUGUUGUCAUUGAUUGCUGAUAUUCACGUACAUUUGUUUGAUCUGAAACAGGGCUGCAUGGCGGCCAAGUGGUUAGUGCGCAGGCCACACAGCUAGGAGACCCGAGUUCGAUUUCAUCCUCGGCCAUCUCGGUGUCGAGUUUGCAUGUUCUCCCCGUGCAUGUGUGGGUUUUCUCCGGGUACUCUGGUUUCCUCCCACAUUCCAAAAACAUGCUAGGUUAAUUGGCCACUCCAAAUUGUCCAUAGGUAUGAAUGUGAGUGUGAAUGGUUGUUUGUCUAUAUGUGCCCUGUGAUUGGCUGGCCACCAGUCUAGGGUGUACCCUGCCACCGAAGAUAGCUGGGAUAGGCUCCAGCACCUCCCGCGACCAUCGUGAGGACAAGCGGUAGAAAGUGAAUAAAUGAAUGAAUGUUUAUGUUAAACAUCAUGUAACAGGAUUCUCACAUUUUUUGUGGGAUGUGGCCCAGUUCAGACAUAUGGAUGCCCUCAACUCUAAAUCAGGUUUCGAUGUACUGAUGUACUUGUUCCUGAUCAUAUCCAUCCUGGUCACUCCCAAUGACAAAUGGAAAAAGUAGGCAGUUCACAAAAAAAAAAUGCGGUAAGCGGUAGAAAAUGAAUGAAUGAAUGAAAGACUUUAGAGUGACAAACAUGUCAAAAUAUAAGAAAUUCAGGAAGGACCAAACACUUUUUCACACCACUGUAUUCCUGAUGGGGGAACUUGACAGUAACAAUGGCGUUGGAACAAUCAACCUACACCACACAUCUUAUGGCCCUAUUUGUAUGUGUGUUUGCAGGGUAUCAAUAAUGUUGGUUUGAUUUUAGCUGCAGCUUUAAAUAUGAAACUGCUGUUAGUGACCAUGCGGAAUCUUAGCGUUAGUCGGUAAAGCUUUGUUUGUAUAGCACACAGUAACAAAGUGCUUCACAGUCCAAGAUUUACGCAAGUAAAAGAGCAGGGUUAUCCAAAGUGCACUCCAGGAGCCAUCUGCAGCCCACAGCUUGCUUUUUACCGGCCUGCUGCACAUUGUAAAAAUAAAAUUUAAUUUGAAAAACAGGGUAAAAUGGGGAAAAGGCUUUGUCAAUUAAUAAUGUUAAUAAUAAUGCUAAUAAUGCUAAUGCUAAUAAUGCUAAUAAUGCUAAUAAUACUAAUAAUACUAAUAAUACUAAUGCUAAUGCUAAUAAUGCUAAUAAUAAUGCUAAUAAUAGUGCUAAUAAUGCUAAUAAUAAUAAUAAUAUUGCUAAUAAUAAUAUUGCUAAUAAUAAUAAUAAUGUUAAUCAUGCUAAUGCUAAUCAUGCUAAUGCUAAUAAUGCUGAUGCUAAUCAUGCUAAUGCUAAUCAUGCUAAUGCUAAUCAUGCUAAUGCUAAUCAUGCUAAUAAUGCUAAUGCUAAUAAUAAUGCUAAUCAUAAUAAUGCUAAAAAUGCUAAUAAUGCUAAUGCUAAUAAUAAUAAUAAUAAUAAUAAUAAUAAUGGCCCUUGGUGGAAAAACAUUGGACACCCUUGCUGAAGAGAAUGAAACCAGAACUACAGACCUGCUGGUAGGUCGGUACAGGGAAUAGAGUUCAAGUUACUACUACCAAUUCCUCUUACUACUGAGUGUGUGACAUAUGGCAAACAGGACAAUCCGUGUGUAUUAUGCAUUUGCAGUGUCCUGACGUACACCGAGAUCAUCCCCAGAUAACGUCACCGGGUGGUUAUUUUGUUUGUUGUGACAAGCCCCCGUCUGCCCCCCCCCCCCCCCCCCCCCCUCAAGAAACAGAUGCUAUUAUACAGCUGUUGAUAUUUGCCUUGUGGGUGUAGACAAGAGAAUGACUUGAGCUAGUCAGUCACUUUUGUGUAUAGUUUUAGGAAGUUAGGUGUGCAUAUAAAAUGUAAUCAGUACCGAUCAAACAUUUAGAUCUUCUCUUUGACGUGUGUACAGACUUCUUUAACAUGCUUUCAACAAAGCAUGUAGCUGCAUUUUCUUAAAUAAAAGUAACGACUGGGUAUACGGAGACGUGGCAUAAUAAAGGCUAUAUAUGGCGGUGAUGUAUUCCCAACCAGCAUUUAUUUAUUUAUGAAUCAUAGUCAUGUGACAAAAUACUUUUUAAGCUUCUCAGUCAGUCUCUUGUCCAUAUAGUUUGAUUUAAUUGUGUUAUUAUUUUAAUAUUAGGUGUGUAUAUACAAUGCCCAAAGUGCCAGUCAAGGUGAGUUUUGAAUAAAAGCAAGAACUGUAUGAUAUGUCAUGGCUUUAUAUACUGUAAAGUUUGUUUUUAGGUGGUGAUGUUUUCCCAUUCUGCUUUUCGAUCAUCCCGAAUCAAACAGAAGCCACUUUUUUUUAGAUAAAUAUAGUCCUUCAGGUUUUAUUUAUACUAUGGUACAAAACAACGUUUCAUACAUUUUGGGUUUUUUUUGCUGAAAAAUACACAACGGAACAAAAUGUUGCAACAUAUUAUGGAUACUUUGGCUGUCACAUGUGUACACUGAGGCUCAGAUACGAAAAACCGCUGAGUUUUAAACACUGAAGACCUGUAUGGUCGUGGUUUUCCAAAAAGGAAAACUCUUUAUCUCUAAACUGGAUAACUUCAAUGUCAAAGUGGCUGCAUAUUUAAUCAUAACUA